This is a messenger RNA of Perognathus longimembris pacificus (Pacific pocket mouse), 978 nucleotides long. Its product is annotated as 5-hydroxytryptamine receptor 5B-like. Gene Ontology annotation, biological process: chemical synaptic transmission; G protein-coupled receptor signaling pathway, coupled to cyclic nucleotide second messenger. The transcript is spliced from 3 exons. Gene Ontology annotation, molecular function: neurotransmitter receptor activity; G protein-coupled serotonin receptor activity. The annotation marks the transcript as partial. Lineage: Eukaryota; Metazoa; Chordata; Mammalia; Rodentia; Heteromyidae. Gene Ontology annotation, cellular component: dendrite; membrane. The record is from RefSeq and is a predicted model, not a curated record.
AUGAAGGAGAACGAUGGAAGAGGCGACUCUGAUCAGAAUGCGUGUUUCCUGAGGGGGGCGCCUAAGGGAGACUGCAGCUCAGCGGAGGAACCUGGGCAGGGCACCCUAUGCCACUUGCCAAUCUUCCCCAAGCACAGUGUCCCCUCCUACUUGCUCACCUGCGGGGUGCAGGGCCCAAGCCCAUGCGCCCUGGAAGCCGCGAACCCCUUGGUGGCCACCGCAGUUCCCCUGGGACCUGAGACCUACAAUGGUAGCAAAGGGCCCGGCGGGGUCGUGGGGUCGAGCCAGGGUGACGCUGUCCUCCCUGGCCGGGAGCCCCCAUUCUCUGUCUUCACCGUACUGGGGUUAACGCUGCUGGCACAGCUGAUCGCUGCCACUUUCUUGUGGAAUCUGCUGGUACUGGUCACCAUCCUGCGCGUCUGCACCUUCCAUGGCAUGCUGCACAACCUCCUGGGCUCGACAGCCAUCUCGGAUGCGCUAGUGGCAGCCGUGGUGAUGCCACUGAGUCUGGUGAGCAAGCUGUCGGCAAAGAGGCGGUGGCGUCUGGGCCGAACCCUGUGUCACAUGUGGAUCUCUCUCGAUGUGCUGUGCUGCACCGCCAGCAUCUGGAACGUGGCGGCCAUCGCCCUGAACCAGUACUGGACCAUCACGCCCCACCUGCAGUACUCGCUGCGCGCCCGCUGCCGCGCCUCGGCACUCAUGAUCGUGCUCACCUGGGCCCUGGUGGCGCUCAUCGCCCUUGCCCCACUGCUCUUAGGCUGGGGCGAGGUGUACGACGCGGGGCGCCAGCUGUGCCAGGUGAGCCAGGAACCCUCAGACGCCAUCUUCUCCACCCGUGGCGCCCUUUACCUGCCGCUUGGCAUCGUGUUGUUCGUCUACUGGAAGACCUCCAAGGCGGCCAAAUUUCGUUUCGGUCGCCGCCGCCGCCGGGCUGUGCUGCCAUUGCCCGCCACCGUGCAGGUGAGGGAAAGUCCACAA